AUGGAUGGACUGAUAUUCGUCGCCAUAUUUGUACCGCUGGACAUCUCAACGAUUGUUGUGAUGAUUGCUUUCUUGGUAAGAUCCAGUUUUGGGCUUUACGACAAUUUCUCUCUUGAAGCUAUACUCUCAUAUAAUAUCAACGACACGAUAGACAUGGCCGAACACGAGAAGUGUGUUUCGCUCCUGCACUUGGAGCAUUGCUAUUCCCAAGAAAGUUUGGGCUAAAGCAGAUAAAGUAUUCCAGUUUCUCAUGUUCUGCCACUCAACGAAUUGCAGAGGAUAUUUCCGACAAAGCAGUACGGAAGUGUAUAUGACAUUUCAUCCACAAAAGAGCUGGGUUCUUGCGCAGUGUGUCAAGAAUUGUUUAAUAAAUGGUAUAACGUCCGGGUCUUGGGAUGUGGUCAUAGCUUCCACACGCGUUGCAUUGAUCAUUGGUUUUGUGAAACUCAGCACGCUGCCCUCUAUGCCGAAGGGCAUGCCACAUGCCAAAAAUCAAAAGCCUAAAUCAUGUAGAGCGUGUACGUGACGCUUUGGGUUCUUCUUACUCACAGCUUUCUAAUUAUGCCAAAGCUCAAAUUUGGAUAAAGUUGUAUCCUGAUUUGGAGUUCGAAGCCCAAUCUGGCCUAGAACAUUUCAACAGUAAGACUUGCAAAAUAGUACGAAGACUGCUUUUCGUUUCCGACACCAAUUUAAUUUCAAUUAUGGUCAUCAAAUCUGGCCACAAGCGUUAUAAUCAUCUGGAUAGAGUAGCAAAUCAACAGCUUGAAAUGUAUCGAGAAAAAUGA
Messenger RNA from Lachancea meyersii CBS 8951, 785 nucleotides. The record is from the annotation of a GenBank genome assembly. Lineage: Eukaryota; Fungi; Ascomycota; Saccharomycetes; Saccharomycetales; Saccharomycetaceae.